AUGAAAGAAGAUAAAACGCCUGAUACUUCUAAUGAAAAAUUAAUUCAUGGCAUAGAAUGUUUAGAUACUAUGCAGUGGAAUGUGGAUAGACAUCAUGGUUGGUAUACUGAAACAUGUGAUACCGAUGAACAGGUAAACCACCAGAAAAAGCGUCCAUGUGAUUAUAUCGUGCGAACAAGUUAUGUAGCAAAUAAUUCAACAAAUUUAUCCAACGAAUCACUUCAAGAAAUCACUCCAAACAGUCCAAUAAGUACAAAUGAUACUACUCAUUCACCUAAAAAGUAUAAAUUGUUUCCAUCACUGAGUUUAUUAAAUCCAAAAGUUCCAAAAUUAUGCAAAUCAGGAAAAUUCCGUGUUAAUCUUAUCCUACGCUUACGUAGUAUAUGGUCACGUUCACGAUCUCAAUCACAUCGACAGAAAUCAAAACACAAUACAAACAAUCAACACCCACAUUACAAUAACAAACCAAUAAACAAUAAAACUUCCUGUGAUUCCUUGAGAUCAAAAAAUACAUCUCCACAUGUUGACAACACUAACAAUCCACCUAUAAGUGAUACAAGAGUAGUCGAACUUAAGAAAGACAAAUCUAUACCACAUGUGAAAUUCAAAAUUUCAGAUAAUUGUCAGACGUUGAUAUCAAGACAUUGUCAUUCCGACUAUUGUUUACUACGAUCUAAUCAUUUCCGAAAGUGUCCUCAUAUUUACAAUGAUCUCCCUUAUGAUCAUCGUCAUCACCAUAACCAUCAUCAUCAACAACGAUAUCAACCCGAAUUGGACGUAUUCGGCAAUGAACAAACCAAUCUAAACAGAAUAUCAGACGACCUACAUCAUCUUAACUUUUAUUACUCUAAUCAUCGCUCUUUAUCUACAGGGAAUAUAUGUUGUCUUUAUUCAUUAAGAUGUGUACCAUCAGUUGAGUGUAUAGCAUCCCCUAUGUCAUCAUCUUGCUUUCAAGGACCCCAUCAACAGCACAAAGACGACUUCACAGAGAACAAAGACUCCAAUACAGUGAUAACUUCAAUUAUGGUGAAUAAAGGAAAUCCUUCAAAGUUAAUUUCACCAUUUGAAAAGCUUAAAUAUCAUCCAUGCUAUCGAGAUAAUGACAAAAAUCUAGGCAAAUGGAUUCAAAAAAUGUUAGCACACAGUUCUGAUGACAGUUCGGAUAGCCCUGAUACCAGUAAGGAUGAAGAGAAGAAUCAAGAUGAGGCUAUGCAUAUUGGUAGUAGUGGUGGUAGUAAUUUUCAUCAAAGAAGACAUUCUGACACCUUGAAACAUGUACAUUUUGCUGAUGAAUCAACCUGUUCAUCAUCAGUGACCACAUUGAACUCUUUGUCAAGAUCAUCAUCCCUCUCCUCAAUGAAUUUUACUAAUAAUUUGCUUUCACAACCGUGUUGUUCAGUUGUUUCUUGUCGUUGUCAUGUCGGCGAUAAAUUCUUAUCAGGAACAACAUCAAUUUCCAAAGAUUCUUUAUUUUAUAAUCUUAAGCGUAAACGUGGAACAAAGCGAAAUCUAACAAAUUAUGAUAAUGUCUUUGACGAAAACCUCAGUAAACAUAAAGAUAUGUUGGAUGACCGACAAUUGACAAGGCAUAAUGAUAGAGAAACACCUUUAGUAACAGUGAAUCUAUUUCGUAAUACCUCGGAACCACCUGAAGUACCUCCAUAUGUUUUCGACCAUCUAAAUACAGGAAAGAAAUGGAUACCGAAAUUUGCCAAUCCAAUAACAUUCAAUAAUUUCAAUCAACGUCUUCUUGACCAAAGAGUAUGCCUGUGUCAAUUUUGGUCUGAAAACUCGGAAUCAUUCUGCGUUCAAGUGAAGACAAUAACUACUUCCGGUAAAAAUAAUCCUGACUUCACUGUUGAAGUUCGAUUACGCUACACUCUGGAUAAUUGGCGAACAUAUACGGAAUGUCCACCGUUGACAAGAAUUGAUCAUUUAACCGAAGCCUACAAUGAUCAUCAAUGGAUAGAGACUUAUGAGUCAGAAAUUAAACUACACUUAGCCUUAUUCAAUGAAAUGACAGUUUAUUCUGUAGAUUAUAACUCCUAUUUAUUAGAAUUUGCUGUUGUCUAUCGAGGCAGUGGAUUUGAAUACUGGGAUAAUAAUUAUUCACAGAAUUAUUUGUCUUAUCUCUGA
Trichobilharzia regenti is the source of this 2136-nucleotide messenger RNA. The record is from the annotation of a GenBank genome assembly. Lineage: Eukaryota; Metazoa; Platyhelminthes; Trematoda; Strigeidida; Schistosomatidae.